Molecule: messenger RNA, 3440 nt
Organism: Schistosoma rodhaini
Lineage: Eukaryota; Metazoa; Platyhelminthes; Trematoda; Strigeidida; Schistosomatidae
Source: the annotation of a GenBank genome assembly
GGGACCCAGAUUGAAUGGUACAUUUAACUAUAUUUCUUACCUCAUGUUUCGGAAAACGUUGCAAAUCCUUUUUAGUGUAAUAUGGACACAAACAUAGGUCAGUAGGCCUUCUUUUCCAGAACGUCGAUAAAAGAGAAUCACCUCUUCUGAGACAUUCUCUUAAGCGUUUAUGAGCAAUUUCCACACGAUUGCUUCUGUAGUUGCCCAGGCUUAGUACAUGUCGCUGGUAACAGCCAGCCUAAAUCGACUCCCGGUCAAUCCAGUGAUCCCUUAUGUAUUCAAAGGUCCGUGGAAAAUGGGUUUUCAGGCACUCGUACUUCCCAGUAAGUCAAUAAAAUAGGCUAUGAAAAGCGAAGCUUACAUGUCAGAUCACCUGGUUUUUACAAGAUGAUCCAAGUAUAUGCGAACGUCGUCAUUUCUGAACUACAGCAAAUAUUUUGCACAGUUAACGCUUACCUUUCUGUAAACUGCUCUUAAAACAUGGAACGAAUAGGGUUUUGUGUCGGCAUAACUGUGCGUAGACUGUACUGCGGUAAUUUCAGUCGCUUCCAGUCUUCAGUAAUAAGGAUAGGAGGUCUAUUAACCUAUUUUAAUCCUUGCAGUUUGUUACAAUGUGGAGGUCCAAUCUCGCUUUGAAUAUAUCAACGGAAGAUGCUGAUAUUACAUGUUCUGGUAGAGAAUUCCAGUUAUUCGGAAUCCAUAACAAAAGUGCAUGUAUCAUAUGUACCACACAUCGUGUCUUUGAAGUGCUCAAGUAGUCUUACGACGUCUUCGCGUCGCUCUCGCAUAGAAAUAGCAUACAUAACGAUCUGCUCUUGCUCAAGGCUAUCAGUAACGACUAGUCGGAACAGUGGAAAACUUCAAUACAAAGUUGUUAUUAUUCGUUAGUUGUCCAACUUUGUUGGUCUGAUAAGCCGAGUCAAUACAUACUACCUCCGGAAAUGCGUGAUAAAUAACUAUUUUCCCCCUGAAAUUGAAGGAAAUCAUAGGAAUGUUCCAUUUUUAUGGAAUACUUUUACUUCGGUGUCUGGCUGGACGCGCUGUAACAUCUCGUUUAUAUUUCGGCUGUCUAAACUCAAUUACUUCGAAUGUGGGUUUAACAACCUGGGUACAACUGCGAUCGCAUUUUGGCCAUAUUGUCCUUGACAAGCUGUUUAUGUAACUUCAAAGAAACCAAAUGUCGUAAGCUACGAGUUGGCGUAUUACUCAAUAGAAACGGUCUUAAAUAUAAUCGUCCACUUGACGUUAACUAUCGUCUCGAAGGGUCUACGGGAAUGCACCCUUCUGUGCAAAGAUGGUUGUGCAUGGUUUUAAUGGAGGUGACCUUUAACUCACCAUUUACUUCACGGACCCGAAUUCCAGAUUGGCAGUUACAAUAUUUAUACCUGAGGGAUAAACUCAUUUGGAAUGAAGCCUACGUAGAUGACUCAAGUCAUCUUCUUUGUCUAGGUUGUUGUGGUGAGUUAGAAGGUGGAUGCUCUUCGGAACAAUGCUGAUCACUAUCAUCAUUUACAUCCUGAAGUUGAGCAUCUGAUUCUGACGAACUGCAUUCACGUCCAUAAGUACAAAAAUAUCUGACGAAAACUGCUUUAUUGCUGGGUUAUCAUUGUUCUUUUUACAUAAUGACACAACAAUUAGUAUGCGUAUACUGUAAAAAGAAUUACUAAUCACAGAAGUGCUAUUACUUUAUAUACUUCUUUUAAACAGGCCUCAAAAUUGUCCCGAUCGGUAAAUCGUCGCGACAGCAUGAUAUCAUUGAAGAUUCUUCCUAUAUCAUACAUCAUUACGAUUACAUCACUAUGGUUACUUGAAGGAUAGAAGCUACCAUACAUAGUGCGACUAAAUUCAAACCAAAGAUAAAUUUGUCUUGAUUUGAUCGCUUUCGUAAAAUCUUACGAUUUGUCGAGGUUACGCACCAGUUUUUUUCAACGUGUGGUCCUCAUAUGCUGAAUUACAUAAACCAAUUGACGAUGCCACUGGAUCGUUUCUGGUUUGGUUUGAUGCGUUUCCUCGUCGAUUCAUUUACUUGUCUACUAUAUUUGGUUGUUUUAUUGAUCUAUUAAUGUUUGGGAGAUGUUAAGAAAAGCACACUUUGGGCGGUGUGGAUUCGCUUCGACACAAUUCAUAUCAAAUCAGUCUAAUCCGAUCCUUGUUUUAUUUCAUUUCUUUAAAAUUGCUGAAUCAGUGUUCACCAGUAAUGAAGAAAUAUAUGCAACUUAUAAAUACGCUCUGCACGAAGUAUAUUGCAAGCUUAAAGUGAUCGUACCUUUUAGUAGGAGGAAAGUUAAAUAUGGGAACUACUCAGUCAAAUCUAUUCAUAAUCUGGAAAAUUGUGGUAUGUCGCUUAUGGAUUUGAUUGCUAAUUGAGUGUCGGUUGAUAGAUGGAGCUUAAUUACCAUUCCAUUUUUAACUUGCUUCGUGCUGAUGAUUUUUUGAAUAAAACCGGAGCAAACAUUGAUGCAGAAUAAUAUGGGUUUAUUAUAUUUCGUUGUUCCUCAUCAGCUACUCACAACCAUAUAUGUGUUGAAAGUUAACACUGAGGUAUUGGUGUUAUUCUGCAUCAAUGUUUGUUCUGGUCUUAUUCAAAUUCAUAAAGGGAACCAAUCGUGCGUAGUGAUUAUUCAUCUCGACUAACUGAGUGUAAACUGCUUGUAAUCUUGUUGGAUGAUGUCUAGUCCAUUCUGUAGUCCUGUUUCUGGUCUUGAGUUGUGUAUCUGACCUGGUGUGAUCCAGUCUGCAUAAUGCAUAUCGAUCGACUAUCUAACCUAAUAGUAUUAUAGACCUCGGUCCCGGUCAUAUUGUAGUAGUAUAUCAUGGCGACCGGCAAGUAGUUUUACUCGCUUGCUGUAUCGCAUAUUUUUGAGAGACAAACCUGAAUUUCUUUAUAAGUUCUUUUUUGGAAGACAGUUAAGGUUAUCACUUGUUUCACUAAACUCUGACGUGAUGUUUGUUGUCCCAGUGAAACAAUUUUAAUAGGAUCCAAUCCACUUUCUCACAUACUGCUUUACAGUUCUCACUGGAUCUACUUUACGGGUGUAGACCGUGGCCUUUGGAAAAAGACGAUAUUGUAUCUCACUAGUAUUCGAUCAAAGAUCUCUUAUAUAUUUUGAGACCACCAAUUGAGAAGUGCUGAAGUUGGACUCAAGGUACUGGGCAAGGAAUGCAAAUCGAUCAAUAAGGUGAUGAAUCCUUACAGAUUAAGGUACUUAGGUCGUGUCCAAGUACCGCCGUUCUCGAUCUGCCAUGAUGGAUGGUGUAAGAGUUAGUUGGAAAAAAGUCAGGGACGGCUAGAUCAAAUUAUCGCAUCAGUCCGUAAAGUUGUUGACCCUUGGACUAAGUUGUACAGGUGGGUGCGCCGACCUACUUGGUUCGAGUCUCACGAAAUCUCAGCACGGAUUCGAAAAGCUCGUUUGGCGACUUACGUCACCUAUGGCGAAGAC